GAGAAGGGGCGCGCGCUGCACAUGAAACUCUCCAAACGCUCGCGGCGGGACUCUCAGGGAAUUCAUCCGCACCGCGCUCGACCAUCGUCCGAUUGACAUGUGGCGAUGUUCCGCGCAGGAUCCCAGAACGCGGACCUGUGUUGGCUGAUCCUCCUGGGCUUCUCGUGCCUCCAGGAGGCCAGCGGCAGAGCAGCCGAUGCAGGCGGCUGCCAUGAGGUGAAGACGGCCUACAUGAUGCGCCAGAUCGGCCCGGUGGAGCUUGUACCGGACAGGCCCGGAACAGGAGAGUCCCUCCGAUUAUGUUCCCACCCGGGACCCACCUGCUGUACCGGUAAGAUGGAGGACAGCUACAUGACUGCAGUUCGCACUGAAACGCAGCAGAAGAUGCGCUCGUACAGUUUUGAGCUCAAGUAUCUGAUUGCUGGACACACGAAGGCCUACCAAGAGACCUUUGACUCGCUUGUAUCCUUCACGUCUGAUCUGACCAGCACUCUCUUCGACAGUGCCUACUCCACUCUUGCAUCCGACUCUAGACCUCUAGUGUUGCAACUCUUUAGCGACGUCAAACGUCACUUAUCCGGAGACCCACACUCCUCCCUGGACACUGCUGUGCGCCGAUUCUACGAUGAUCUCUUCCCACUGGUGUAUCGGCGUGUACUCAACCCAGGGCUCGGCCACACAUCGCGUUCCUUCCCUUCCACUAAUCACGAUGACUGCCUGCGGAUGACUCGGCAAGAUCUAAGCCCAUUUGGACCCCACCCCUGGCUCCUCACCAGCAGCUUGUCUCGUGCACUCAGACCUGGUCGAACGCUAAGUCAGCUGCUGAGACUUGCUGGAGAAGUUGUAAAUGCUACGGAGAAGGCAACGCUAUCCAGAGAGUGUGGGCGGGCCUUAGUGAGGAUGCAGUACUGUUCCCACUGCAAAGGACUGACACUGAUUCGGCCCUGUACCGGACUGUGCAUCAACAUAAUGAGGGGAUGUCUGUUGGGUGUAUCCGAGCUGGGUGCACCGUGGAGCAGCAUGGUGGUGUUGCUACAACGGUUGUCUGGUACUUUAGCCACUAGCAGCAAUCAGAACAGCUUGGAGUUAGCUCUUUUAGCUGUCCGAAACCACGUUAAUGACGCUAUUCUACAUGCCCAACUGCAUGGACCCAGGAUAACAACUCUGGUAGAAAAGGUGUGUGGGUCCCAGGUGCCAGGUCCCAUGAUCUCUACUGAACAUUCAUCACACUGGCACACAACCACUCGUGAGACUUCAAGUUUUAAGAGGUCACAAGUGACUUCACCUUCUUCCCUUCAGCAGAGUUUGCAGUCCAGAAAGUCUUUACCACUUAAAAGUUCAGGAGGGGGUAAAAGCCGGAGCUUGAAAAAACUGUCAAGGGAAUUUGAGGGCUCUAUCCAGCGGUACCAGUGGUUUUUUUCGGAGUUACCAGAGAUGCUUUGUGAAAGUGAGAUGGAAGUUGAGCAACACACAUGCUGGAGCGGCCAAGAUGUUGUAGAGAGUUAUGCAGGUCAUGUUGCUGGGAGCUCUUUAAAAGCUCAGAAGGAGAACCCAGAGAUGAGCGUGCGUAAUACAGAUGCAGUCCUGAAGGGGGCGAAAAAGAAGCUGGAGCAGAGGACACAGGAACUGCUGGUGGAGCUCGGCUGGGCCAGCAAAGGACGGGAACGGGAAGACCGCGGAGGAAGCAUGGAGAAGAAGGAAGGGGGCAGUGGAGAAGAUUGUGAUGAUGAAGAUGGCUGUGAAACAUCUGGUCAGGAGAGUGGUGACGAAAUAUCCAGCGGGCACAGUCCAGAAACAAAAGAUCUUGCUGCUCCUCAUCAUCUUCACCCAGUCCCUCCUCAUCUCCACUCACCUCCACAGGUGGUGGUGCGUGACUCAGCCCAUCUUCUGACUUCUGGACCUCUAACGUCUGUCAUUCUGCUGCUGCUUCUGCUGUGCCCAUGGGCACCCCGCUGAACAUGAAUAGACGGGUCUUUAGAGAGGGACAGAAAAGCCUGAACAGCAGCUACGUUGUGCAUUGUUUUGUGUGGUGGCCCUGGAGUUUGAGCACCUCGUCUGCUCCGAUUGCUUCGGCUGGUCCACCUGAUGGAAUGAGCUGCUAAAUUUCUACAGCUGCUGAUGCACAAUAUUUGCAUUUUUGUAUUACCUGUACUGACCUCCACACAUGUUCAUAUCUGUUUAACUGAUCAGAUAGACUGCACGAUACUACUGACUGUUUUUUUUUUUUUUUUCAAUUUGAAGAAGAGUGUAAAUACAAAUAUAUAUAAAUUCUAUAUUUAUAUGAAGAAUUUGAAUAGAUAACAUUGUUUUGAUGUGUGAAUAGAGAUUAAUAUAGGGUUCAGAAACAACAUUUGCAAACUUAGACCCAAGUCUAAGUUGGGUCUAAGUUUGAAACUGGAGGAAGAAAAAGCAAGAGCUUUUUAAGCGUCCAAGAAUGAUCCGGCUGCACAAAUUCAGAUUGAGUUAGAGUCAUUGUUUUUUUUCAACCAAUAGUUAUGAAGCACAUUUUCUUUGUCUCAAACAUCUUCUGACAGCAGCAUAAAAGCUCCUAUAAAAGGUAGCCUGAUUGUAUGUGUAGGUUGAUUUUUCAUUAAGCAAGAGGACUUUUAUUCCUCCUUAUCUUUUUUUUUCACAAAAGCUCUAUUCUGUUAAUGUGAGACAGGUUUAUCCUUGUAAUAUUUGCAGCACUGAAGGCUGAAAUUGCUCCACAGUCAACUAAAAACUUGGCAUAGGGGGUCCAGUUGUUUGCUGAGUACUCUUCCAGGAAACAGUGCUAUGGUUAUUUUAGUCUUAGAAAUCAUAAGUGAAAUCAGCUAAAUCUCUUUUUUUGAAUGGUCAGAACUCAGAAAUAGGAAAGAAACAAUGCUUUUUUUUAAUGUGUUUCAGUUCCUCUUUUCUCACUAAACAAUAACAGGCUACCAAAACAAGACAAGACAGAAAAAAGAACAGCCGUCUGCCCAGACAAUGAAUAAUAUAACAUUUCACUGUCAUAUGCAAAAGAUAAACUGUCAUGUUCUUUCAAAGACUGGCUUGGAACCAAAUGAGACUGAAUAGAUGCUAAAAAGAAAAAAAAAGGAAAAAUCCACAAUACUAACAAUUUACUGCCUUUCAUUUUAUUUAGUCCUGUUCUCUGAAUUUUGUUUUACACAUGUUCAAUUAAGUCAGCAGUGAUGGAAACCAUUGAGGGAGCUGCCAACUAUUUAAUAUAAAUAAACAGCAUCAGAAUUGUAUGGCUUUGUGCUAAGUCUCAACCCUCUCCGCAUAAGGUCCAGAUAGAUACCUGGAACAUUGAUGGAACAUGUUGAGAAGGAUGUGAAUGACUCAACUAACUAUUUGUCACCUUGUGGAGUGCUAUUUAAAACAUAAAACUAUUAGUAAUAUUGUAAAACUGUACUUCCUCUCCUGCAGUUUUUUAUGAGGUAAUACUACAAAUAUUUUUAAUCUGUUUGCUAGACUGCAACUGCGAUGGCCUUGUAUUGAAGCAAAAACUGUAUAAUUGUAAUAAUUAGGAACUAAGCGAAACAGGUUGAUGUAAAAAUCUUAUUCAUUUAAAGCAUCUCACGUUUUUUUUAGACAAAGCGAAAACCAGGAUCAGCCAGCAAUACAUUUUCAGGAGGAUCUUACAAAAGUUAUUUUUAUACAUUUUACAUCCUCAUUAAAUAACAGUGAUUUAUAUUUAAUAAGAUGUCUAAGAUAAUAGAAUAACAAUGUUAAAACUAGAUCAAUGUUAAAACUAGAUCACUUAACUGUUAAAUAAAAAAAGUUGUAUGUUUUUGAAUUUAGUUCAUAACUGCACCACUGUUGGUCCUGCAUUUGUGUGAAAAGGUCCGAUGGUGUGCCAAGAACAAGCUGCAUUGGGUAAAUGUCGACAUGGAAAAAUGUCUCAAGUUUAAAAGCUGGUGUUAAAUGCAAAGAACCACAAUGCAACAUUCGUCCUGCGAGCUCGGCUGUGGUUGCUCUGUAAACCACUGAGCUCCUGUAAGUUCUACCUGCUCACUUACUGCUAAAUCUUGUCUUGUCACUCUGUUCUGUUUUAAAAUCUUCAUAAAUAAUAAACAUUUUCCAAAAUAA
Oryzias latipes (Japanese medaka) is the source of this 4071-nucleotide messenger RNA. RefSeq names its product glypican 5b (gene gpc5b). Gene Ontology annotation, biological process: regulation of protein localization to membrane; cell migration; positive regulation of canonical Wnt signaling pathway. The record is from RefSeq and is a predicted model, not a curated record. Lineage: Eukaryota; Metazoa; Chordata; Actinopteri; Beloniformes; Adrianichthyidae. Gene Ontology annotation, cellular component: extracellular region; cell surface; plasma membrane.